AUGCACCAACCACCACCCAACUCAGCCACAGCCCCCAACGCGCCGCCGCAAAUCAGCGUGAAUGGAACCCAACUGCAGGUGGUGGAGAACUUCCCGUACCUGGGCAGUACUCUCUCCCACAACACCAAGAUCGACGACGAAGUCGUUAACAGGAUCUCGAAAGCCAGUCAAGCCUUCGGUCGCCUCCAAAACACAGUUUGGAAUCGCCACGGUCUUCAGUUGAGCGCCAAGCUGAAGAUGUACAAGGCCGUCAUCCUGCCGACACUAGUGUAUGGAUCGGAGAUUUGGACGGUGUACGCAAAGCAAUCACGUCGUCUUAAUUACUUUCACCUCAGUUGUCUUCGUCGCAUCCUGAGGCUAAAGUGGCAGGAUUGA
Molecule: messenger RNA, 375 nt
Organism: Spirometra erinaceieuropaei
Lineage: Eukaryota; Metazoa; Platyhelminthes; Cestoda; Diphyllobothriidea; Diphyllobothriidae
Source: the annotation of a GenBank genome assembly